AUGUGGGCAGCGCACCAAGGUCGUGGCUCCUUGUGCCGGCUGCUGCUGAGCCACGGCGCAGACACCACGUUGAAAAACUGUUCUGGGCAGACGGCAGCUUUGCAAGCGCACUACGGAGGCUUCCGGCAGAUCAAAGAAAUGCUAGAAAGUCGUGAUGCUGCACCCACAAAACGCGAGCACGACAGAGCUGCGCGUGAUGCCGAAGCCCGGCGGGAGGCCAACUUGGCGGCUGUGGCAGCCUCGUUGAAGGAAGAGGCGGAACGAAAGGAGGAGGAAGCCUUUUGGGCGCAAGUACGUGCUCGGCGAGACCUACCAUUUGAUGGGGACAGUGACAUGUUCAGGAAGUUUGCUGCAGCCAGUGCACGACGAUCUGCACAGGAGGCUGCUGGAACACGGCCAUCACUGCCACCUCAGAUUCGACAGCAUUACCGUCUUCUGGAAAUAGAAGUUGAUGCGACAGAGAUUGACGUUCGCAGGGCAUACCGGAAGCUGGCAUUGAAGCAUCAUCCCGACAAGAACCCGGAGCACCAAGUCAGUGCCAAGCAACGCUUCGCAGAGGUGGCAAAGGCCUAUGAGGCAGUCUGCGGAUACCUGGAGGCCAGUGAGCGGAAGAUGAACGACCUCUCCUCCGAGGUGUGGGGAAGUCUUCGGUUCUACUCGCCGAAUCCAGGCAAGAACUGCGUGUCGGUCUUGGACGAAGGCGGUAGCUUUCUGCUGCUAGAUGGCGACCACUUUGGCAAUGUCUCGCCAGGUUUGUCUCGUGGCAGCAUGCUGGCCACAUUAAGGCAUUGUGCCCUAUCGCAGCAGAGCUUCAGAGAAGAGGCCGAGAGGCCCUUGCCAUGGACAUGGGAUGAGGAGCUGCAAUUUCGCCAGGCUUUGUGGGACCCUGCACCGCCGCCAGCAGAGGCGCAGUCAGCUACGCGCAAGGGGGAGCUCUCUGAGCGUUACUUCUUUGGAAGUCAGCACAGUCUGUUGCAAGGCUUAAAUCAGACACUGCAUCGUCUCCCCAAGGAGCAGUGGCCAGGCCUUCUGGCAAUCGACGUUUCUUCGGUGGGUGCAAUGGAUUUGGCCGAAAAGCUGUCUCUGCGCUUUGCAGUGGUCUCCUCCUGGCCGGUGGGGCCCACCCUUCAGUCCGUCGAGCCCAGUGCAGGAACUUUCUGUUGGCUUCCUUCAGAGCUCUUCGCAUUCACACAGACCAUCGACCAGCAGUCCUUUGCGGACCGGCUGAAGCGCUACCUCUUUGGUUGGAUCAUUCCGCUUUUCAUGUCCUGGGCCGGCUUUCACGAACCAAGGCAAGAGCUGCGACGGUCCAUAGGCCUUGGCAGAUUAGAGUUGCUGGAAGCGCCCCAGACAGCUGCAAACGGAGGCCAUCCCUUACUGUGCAUCCUUUCCCAUUGGGGUCUCGACCGGCCACGGCCGCUACCACCAAGAGCCCUUUUGGUGGGGUCAGUGGAGGACUACUCGGCCAAGGCAAUAGAUGCGCCAUUGCUGACAAGGCCUGUGCAAGACUGGCUGGGCAGUGCAACGCAGAUUGUCUAUAUCUCCUUCGGCACAAAUGUGCGCCCAAGACAACAGGUGUUUCAGGCCAUCUUGGCAAGCGCUUCCCGCAUGAAGGAUGUCAGGUUCCUGUGGGAUACUUCAGAGGAGGAGGUCCAGGCCGUCUUGUCAGAUGGUGACGCGCAUGCCAUGGCACUGCCAGAGAACGUGCUUGCAGCACGCGUGCCGCAGAUCAGCGUGCUGAGCAGCGGCCGGAUCGAAGCUUUUGUUACGCAUUGCGGAUUCAACUCUGUGCAUGAGGCCCUACAUUUUGGCGUGCCCAUGCUUGGCCUUCCAUUCGUGGGUGACCAGAUGGUCACAGCAAGGCUACUGACCGAGAUCGGGGCAGGCCUACGGUUGUCGGUUCCCGCUUUGGAGGAGCAGCAGGUUGCCGAGGCACUCCAGCAGCUUUUGGCCGACAAGGCCUUUGCAAGAAGAGCGGCGCAUGCAGGGCGCAUUGGUAGCCAUGCAGGCGGAGCGCGCGCUGCUGCUGACGCUCUGGAGACAGCACUGUUGGGUGUUGAGCAUUUGCAGAUGCUCGUGGACAAGAAUCCGCAGGCAGCUAGACUUUGGGACGUGCAGCUUGCGCUGGCACUGCCAGCCCUGUUGAUGCUAGGCUACCUGGCGAAGGCCCUGCGGCUUGCGCCACCCGGCGAUCCCGAAGCAGGAGCUGAACUUGCAGAGCUUGCAGAUCCUGCGCCAGCCAAGCCGACUGUGACAAAGGCCACAAGGAAGAAACGAAGCUGA
Effrenium voratum is the source of this 2283-nucleotide messenger RNA. Lineage: Eukaryota; Dinophyceae; Suessiales; Symbiodiniaceae. The record is from the annotation of a GenBank genome assembly.